UCUUGCCUCUUGCAUUCGUUCUGCAUGUGGGGGUAGAAGGCCCGCGCUCCUGUCUUUCUCGGGCCCGCCUCGCAGGCGACCGCAUGGCCCCAGAGGGACGGAGGCGAAUGGAACCCGCACCCCUUUAUCCUGCUUGCACCGCUGAUUGAAAAAAUCCUAAAGUUGGUUUCCUGCUUGCACAGCUGAUUGAAAACAUCUAAAGUUGGUUUCCGGGCGGGAUUGGGUGCGGAGCGGCCAAGGGGAGGGUGAACUGAAUUGGGCUGCUGGAGCUCUGUCAUCGGCCAAGGGGAAUAGAAGGCCGCCCCCCCUUCCCCUUCCUGCUAAAGAGAAGAGCCGGACACUUCCUGAGGCCAGGGAGCCAGACGCGCCCUGGGCCUCCUGCCAGCUCUGGCCCCGGGGCCACUCACCUGCUGACUUGGGAGGUGUGGCCAGGCUGGACCACAGGGGGAACUUCUUCAGGGUGUGACGUUUUCCCUUGAUCAUCCAACAGUGUUCAGCGGGCACUACCAGUAAAUCAACUCCAACUUCUGUUUUGCUGAUGACCAGCUGGGGGGCGGGGGGUGGAGUGGGGGGCCUAGGGCUCAUGCGUUUGUCUUUUGCUCAUUUGGAGCCACCUCUAAGGACUCCUUGAAGCAGAGCUGGGCCCAGUCUUCUCCCAGGCAGCAGCCCAGCCACAGCCUCUCCGGCCAGUGUUCCCAGUUUCUCUGGAAUACCUUUUUGGUGAAAUACCACUUUUGAGGCCUCCUAUUUCUCUGGAGGACCAGUCCUAUUAGGGUUUAUUUAGCAAUAGCAGAAUGACACCUAAAGAAAGAAGGCCAGCCGGUCUGCCGGGGAGGAACACAGAGACCUUGUUAUAAAGUCCUUUACUUCCAUGAUGCUUCUCGAAGACUGAACUUUGAGGAAGCCAGAGCAGCCUGCCGGAGGGAUGGGGGCCAGCUAGUCAGCAUUGAGUCUGAAGAUGAACAGAGGCUGAUAGAAAAGUUCAUUGAAAACCUCCUGGCGUCUGAUGGCGAUUUCUGGAUUGGGCUCCGGAGGCGUGAGGAGAAGCAAAGCAACAGCACAGCCUGCCAGGACCUUUACACUUGGAUGGAUGGCAGCAUAUCAACAUUCAGAGGAACCAACAGUUCCUUCUACGGGGCUGGGAGGUGAAAGGACAAAUCCAGCCACACCCAUACUUCCAGAAAACACAGAGAAAGAAGAUGUCAAAGAAACAUUUAAAGAAAACAAAGAAGCUGCCUGGAACCUUGUCUACCUCCUAGUGCCCGGCAUCCCCCUCUUCCUCCUCCUGCUGGUCACCACAGUUGUCUGCUGGGUUUGGAUCUGGAGGAGGAGGACACGGGAGCAGCCAGACCCCAGCGGGAAGGAGCCGCGCACCAUCUGGCCCUCGCCCGGCCCCGCGCACAGCCCGGACCUGGAGGUUUACAGCGUCAUCCGGAAACAAAGCGAAGCCGAUUUGGCCGAGACCCGGCCGGACCUGAAGAACAUUUCAUUCCGAGGGUGCUCGGGAGCAGCCACUCCCGAGGACAUGUCCUGUGGCUCCGACCACAGGGCUGUGAACCCGUCCGAGAGCGGGUUCGUCACCCUGGCCAGCAUCGAGAGCGGCUUUGUGACCAAUGACAUUUACGAGUUCUCUCCAGACCACCGCCUGGGGAGGAGCGAGGAGUGUGGGUGGGUGGAAAAUGAAAUCUAUGGCUAUUAGGACCCGGGAACGACACGUGAACGGACAAGAAUGGGAAAGAAAGGAGAAGCAACAGCCUCCAAUUCUCUAUGAGGAAAACACUCAGAAGGCCUGGGGUGAGCAUGUGGUCCCGUCAGUCACCGCUAUUGCAUCCUUACCCCAGCCUUGCACCAGCUCUGUCGGGUGAGGAAGCAGCUUGCCCAGGCCUGGCGCAGAGGAGGAAAUCGGUGGCAGCUGAUUGCUUGUAGCAGACCAGCCAGGGACAGCGCUCUCCUGGGCAGGGCCCCCGGGUGGCUGCGGGACUGGGGACACCCAUCUCCAGGACACCCAUCCCCAGGUCUUUUUCCUUCCUCUGGACAACAGCCCCGGUGAUCACCACGGGACGGGACGGAAAUGACAGAUGAUUUCAAAGCCUCAUGUGCUGGCCUGGGCUGGCCUGCGCACCAGCCAUUCUUGUAUCUGUGUUUUUCAGACUGAAAUCCAAUAAAAAGCAGGAAGCCAAAUGUUAGUCAGUCUGCGCCGACAGCCCUUCCUCUGCAUGUGGCCUCGCGGGACCUUUCUUUCUUUCUCCCCACAUCCAAACCGGGGAAUAUUUUGGAAACUGAAAAUGAAACUGGAACCUCGGCUUCUCGGCUUUUUGGGUCCCCAGCCCCACACUGCACGUUGUUCUGUCUGUGUGUUUGUUCUCGAGCAGCAUCAACGUAAGGUUACCGGUCCUGACGAUGAGUCUUCCCUGUUGUUUUAGGAACCUGACAAUGUUUUUGGGCUCAAAUCCAGAGAAAGGUUUCGAGGCCUAACAUCCGUCAUUUACCGUUUGGAGGUCUGAAGGCCAUUAUCUAAGUCACCAGCAACCUCCCUCUUCUCCGUUUAAUGAUCUUAUUAUUGUCACCAUCGCUCGUACAUAGUAUUUCUGAAGAGUUUGUAACUUUGCCUCCCACAUGGAGCCCCACACUAGAUAAAGUGAACCAGCCUGGGUCCGAGCCCUACCCAAUGCAGUGGAUUGUAACCGCAGCUCAAUGGCCUGUCCAGCUGGCAUAGGGAGCAGGGUGGAUACAAAAACAUCAUUUACGUCUGUUUCUGGGGAGUGUAUUCUGUGGAGUUACAACAUUUCAAGCAAAACAGUGACCUCGUGGUCUGAAGGACUAAUCCGUGGCUCUAAAACAGUGGUUCUCAACCUUCCUAAUGCCGCAACCCUUUAGUACAUACAGUUCCUCAUGUUGUGGUGACCCCCAACCAUAAAAUUAUUUUCGUUGCUACUUCAUAACUGUCAUUUUGCUACUGUUAUGAAUCAUAAUGUAAAUAUCUGAUAUGCAGGCUGUAUUUAGGCGACCCCUGUGAAAGGGUUGUUCGACCCCCAAAGGGGUCGCGAGCCACAGGUUGAGAACCACUGCCCUAAAAUACUGAAGUCCCCAUUUUGCUUCAUACAUCUUGGCUCUGUGAUCUGUGCCUCAACUCUGGCCACUGUGAGGUUGCCGAUUCCCUGAGGGUAGGGAUCCUAUCCGCCCUGUCAGCAUUGUCCCUCCUACAGCCAGGGCAGCACCUUGCACAGAGCAGACAAUCAAUUCUUGUUGAAGGGAUGAACAAUUCAUCGUUCAGACUGAUGUAAAAUAGCCUGCGUACUUCAAAAGUCUGCAGGACCUCUUUCUCAUACUGCACCUGCUGGGGGAGGUGAUUAAUUACUAUUUUAGUUGGAAAAGCACUCCCACCGCCUAGGAAGAAGGAAGAGUAGUAACAAGUAAAGGAAGCUGGUGAAUUGUGUUAACGACUUGCUUUAAUUAUGCCACUAAAACCUGGAAAAGACCCAUUCUUAAAGGUUAUAGUAGGAGUGACUCCUUCAGCACCUUCUCUUUGCCGUUCCUGUGUUUCCUGCACAGAUUUCUCCCUUCUGGGUUUCCGUGCAGCCAGUCUUACCUACCCUGCAUUUAAAUUAAUCCAUUUCUUUUCCUCCUCAGAUUUACUAGCCUGAAUUUAUCCAACUCCAUUUCUAUCUCUGACAAUUACGUUUCACUAAUCUAACAAACGUUUAUUAAGUGUUUAUGUUCAAAUUGGACAUUGAGUUAAUCUAGGUAUUGUUUUAAAAUGUAGUAAACUGCCUGGCCGCUGUGGCUCAGUGCUUGAGCAUUGACCCAUGCACCAAGAGGUCACCAGUUCAAUUCCCAGUCAGGGCACAUGCCCAGGUCUUGGGAUCUAUCCCCAGUGGGGGCCAUGCAGGAGGCAGCCAAUCGAUGAUUCUCUUUCAUCAAUGUUUCCCUUUCUCU
Messenger RNA from Myotis daubentonii (Daubenton's bat), 3936 nucleotides. It is a transcript of the gene LAYN, whose product is annotated as layilin. The transcript has 6 exons. NCBI's taxonomy places the organism in Eukaryota, Metazoa, Chordata, Mammalia, Chiroptera, Vespertilionidae. Gene Ontology annotation, biological process: positive regulation of axonogenesis. Gene Ontology annotation, cellular component: cytoplasm. The coding region runs from base 1007 to 1699 and encodes 230 amino acids. Gene Ontology annotation, molecular function: hyaluronic acid binding. The record is from RefSeq and is a predicted model, not a curated record.